AAUGUACCAAAGGAAUGUGAAGAAACUCUUUGCGCGGUUCAAACUCGCCCCUUGCGUAUCAUAGGCAUUCUUUUCUUUGAGGUAUCAUCUUGUAUUCUAAUAAUCAAACCAUCAAUUACUAAGAAAGAACAAAAGACUCAAAGCGUUGCGCUAAACCGCUGCACUUCAACGCUGGUAGAAAAUUGUAAACAAAUCUCCAACUCAAGAUACUUCAGAAGGUUAAAGCAAUUCGCGUCAGCAAGCCAUAAAUACCCAGUCCAAAUGGUAUAAUACAACAGCAAUAUACCCACUAAGGUCGCAACCCAAUGGUGUGGUAUUACGCUACAAAUUGGAGCUGCUUGUACUUCAAACCUCAUCUUAAAAGCCGUGGAAAAGACUGGUUAUCAAAUACCACAAGCAGACACGAACAACUAAAGACGAAGUGUAAAUUGGACCUCAGUGUGUCAAAAUGUUUUGCGGUUUGGAAUAUUCUGCACUCAUUUGAGGCGAUUUACGCGACCCAGUUUUAGAGACCGAUGAAGCCACGUCAUAACUUUACACUAUUUCGGUUUCCGAACCAUGGCUUCCCAUUUGUUGACAAAAGUGAGGGCCCAGUCUAAAUAUGGCAGCCACUCGGACUCGAGUGACACAGGCAGCCACUGUAGUAGCGAAUAUGGCUACUCUGCGUUACAUGCUGCCGUUAUAUCACGUGAUUUAGAGUAUCUCAAUUCCUUGCUUCUUAUUGGCUGUGAGCUUGAACAAAGGGACUCCAAUGGCUUUACUGCGUUGCAUGUUGCGACAUUGGAGAAGUCCGCUGAUCUUGUAAGGAGGCUCAUCAACGCAGGCAGCGAUCCAACGACACUGACAUGGGAAGGCAUGAGCCCGCUACAUAUAGCAAGCGACAGCGAUGGAUGUCGGGACGUCGUGUCAGCGCUCUGCUCAGUAGGCGCAUGCGUAAACAUAAGAAACAAGGUUGGGAGAACAGCAUUACAUCUUGCUGCCAGACGUGGUUAUCUGGAGUAUCUGAGGGUGCUGCUCGAUGCAGGCUGUGAAAGAGAUGUUCAGGAUAAGUUCCGCGCUAAAGCUGUAGACCUUGCUAGGAACUUUGAACACCACGCGUGCGUGGAGUUCUUACUUCGUUACAUUCCAGAGAAACGAAUUGUCAAGGAAUCAAGAAAGGCCGAGAAAGUUGAGACAUUAGAAAAACUUUGGGGUUUAUUUCAAGACGAGAGGGUUAGCCACGACAAUAUUAGUUGCGUGCUAAUCAACCACUUGGAAAAGAAUAUCAACGAGACUAACACCAAAUACUUGAAGCCGCUGCAAGAAAAAAGUCCGAAAUGCGACGAGACAAAGAAUCACGAGGAGACACAGUUUUGCAAAAAUACAGCGAGGAAUAAUGGGACAUCGGCGACAUCAACUUUAUCGCUUAGUGUAACACCAUCUGAGGAAUACACGCUAUCGAACUACGAACAGAUUCCGUUAACCUUCAAAAAAUUCAAACACCACAACCCAAGAAAUAGCACACACAAAGGGGAUUACGAAGCAGAUCACGACAAGAGAACGGGAAACAAUGGUAACAAAAUUUGUAGUGGCCGGGGUACGGAUCAAAGCGAUACAACAAAUAAUAAUGCCCAACAAAACCAGGACAAAAUGCUGAAAUUCGAUCAAAGCCUCAGCAAGACAACAGAUGGAAGAUCGCACAAGGAUGAGGCAGCGGACCAUGUCGUUUUAUUAAGCAACAGUGAGAAAGACAACUACGACACGCCUGCCAGUAGGUGUCCAAGUUGCAUCAAGAAAAUGAAAAAGGCACCAAAUGGCGAAGAGAUGCCAAGCUACGAUACAAGCCUAUGCAAAACUGUUGCAGCAGACCACGAAAGAGUAAUGAGCCGUGGUAAGCUACCAAAACACAGAAAGACGUAUAGUAUGGAGUCAAGUCCCAGCGAGAGAGAAGACUACAUCAACAGAUCGUGCUGUUAUGGAAGGGCCAACCAUCUUGACGCCAAAGACCAAAAGGAAACAAAAAGCGAGUCUACAGGUUCAAAAUACGAUGAGACGGCGAACUACAGCAGAAGGCCGAAUAAUAAAGAGGUCGAGCAACACGAUAAGAUCAAAGGACGAAGUCAUGAAGAUAAGGAAGAAAAUAAAAAGAUCUAUUAUCUGAGGGAAAUCACUUGUUUUAGUGAGGUACCGCGUCUUGAAGUAGAGACACCAGACUGCAUCACAGGUACAAGUCAUGAAGAGAAUGAAGAGUAUGAUCUAAGAAUAAUCCCUUGUUGUAGUGAGAUACCGUUUCUUGAAGUAGAGUUGGACUUUGAGGAAAAACUGACAUACGAUGAGGCACCAGACUUCAACAAAAGCCCAAGUAAUGAGGAAAAAGUGGUCGACCACGAAAUGUCGAGAUACGGACGUGCUGGCGUAAAGCAAAGCCACGAAGAAAAGAUGGAGCCCGAGGAGUCAAUCCGGAAAAACGAUAUUACAAUGUAUAACGGCAAAAACCCAAGCCGUCAAGGGAACACGUAUCAAGGGAAGAUGCCGAAAAACGAUGACAGAGUGAAAGUCGGUGUAAGGGCACGCCACGAAGAAGCAGCGAAAUACGAUGAGAAGCCAAAGAUUGGUGAAUUCUAUUAUGUAGGGGGAGUCCCAAGCUUCAACGGCAAACCGAGCCAUGAAGUAAAGGUUGACCACAACGAGGAACCGAACCACCACGAAACACUGAACUAUGACCAGACACUGGACUAUGACGAGACACCGAACUACGACGUAACGCCGAGUCAUGAUAAGACACCGAACUACGACAAGAAUCCGAACUACGGCGAGACCCCGAAACACGACGAGGUACCGAACUACGACGUGACAUCGAACUACGGCGAGAUACCAAACAAGAACGAGACACCGAACAAGGACGACACACCAAACAAGGACAAGAAACCAGACUAUGACGAGACAACGAACUACAACGAGACACCGAACUACGACGAGACCCCAAAUUACGACGAGACACCGAUCUACAAAGAAACACCGAAAUGCGACGAGACCCAGAACCACGACGAGACACCGAACAAGGACGAGACUCUGAACCACGACGAGACAACAAUCCACGAAGAGAUACCAAACUACGACGAGACCCCAAAUUACGACGAGACACCGAACUACAAAGAAACACCGAACUGCGACGAGACAUUGAACAACGGCGAUACACCGAACUGCGAAGAGACCCAGAACCACGAUAAGACACCGAACAAGGACGAGACUCUGAACUACGACGAGACAACAAACCUCGACGAGACACCGAAAUGCGGCGAAACCGAGAACCACGACGAAACAUUGAACAACGGCGAUACACCUAACUACGUCGAGACCCCAAACCACGACCAGACACCGAACUGCGAAGAGACCCAGAACCACGACCAGACACCGAACAAAGACAAGACUCUUAACUACGAUGAGACAACAAACCUUGACGAGACACCGAAAUGCGACGAAACCCAGACCCACGACAAGACAUUAAACAAGGACAAGAAACCGGACUAUGACGAGAAAACGAACUACCAUGAGACACCGAACUACGAAGAUACCCCAAAUUACGACGAGACACCGAUCUACAAAGAAACACCGAACUGCGAAGAGACCCAGAACCACGACGAGACACCGAACAAGGACGAGACUGUGAACUACGACGAGACCACAAACCUUGACGAGACACCGAAAUGCGACGAAACCCAGAACCACGACGAGACAUUGAACAACGGCGAAACACCUAACUACGUUGAGACCCCAAACCACGACGAGACACCGAACUGCGACGAGACCCAGAACCACGAUAAAACACCAAUCAAGGGAGGGACUCUUAACUACGAUGAGACAACAAACCUCGGCGAGACACCGAACUGCGACGAAACCCAGACCCACGACGAGACAUUAAACAAGGACAAGAAACCAGACUAUGACAAUACAACGAACUACCAUGAGACACCGAACUACGAAGAUACCCCAAAUUACAACGAGACACCGAUCUACAAAGAAACACCGAACUGCGAAAAGACCCAGAACCACGACGAGACACCGAACAAGGACGAGACUGUGAACUACGACGAGACAACAAACCUCGACCAGACACCGAAAUGUGACGAAACCCAGAACCACGACCAGACAUUGAACAACGGCGAAACACCUAACUACGUCGGGACCAAAAACCCCCACCAGACACCGAACUGCGACAAGACCCCAAACCACGACCAGACACCGAACUGCGACGAGACCCCAAACCACGACCAGACACCGAACUGCGACGAGACAUUGGACAACGGCGAUACACCAAACUGCGACGAGACCCAGAACCACGACAAGACACCGAACAAGGAAGAGACUCGUAACUACGACGGGACAACAAACCUCGACGAGACACCGGAAUGCGACGAAACCCAGAACCACGACGAGACAUUCAACAACGGCGAUACACCUAUCUACGUCGAGACCCCAAACCACGACCAGACACCGAACUGCGACGAGACCCAGAACCACGACGAGACACCGAGCAAGGACGGGACUCUGAACUACGCCGAAACCCAGAACCACAACGAGACACCGAACAAAGACAAGACUCUUAACUACGAUGAGACAACAAACCUCGACGAGACACCGAAAUGCGACGAAACCCAGAACCACGACGAGACAUUGAACUACGACGAGACCCAGAACCAGGACAGUCCUCAUGAGAAAAUGGUGGAUGACGAUUCACACCACAACGAGGAGGCACCGAACCACGGAACAAAUCGUGAAGGAAAUAUAAAUCUCAACGAGUCUCCUCAAAAUAAUGUGACAUCAAAAAAUGACGGGAAAUUAAGACAUAAAGAAAAAAAAUUACAAGCUGAGAUGCACAUUGACAGAGCAAAUAACGGCAAGAGGUCAAGUUACGAAGAAGCGGUAGAACGUGAGAAGCCGAUAUUGGAUGACACAACUAACCGCCCUGGGCAGCCGAACCACAAAGAUGACGAGAUAAGAACACACGAUGGCAUACCGAACUCCUGCGAGAGACCUUCCGAUAAAGUAAAAGCGGACCACGACGUGACACGAACGCGCGAUGAUAUUCCGUAUUUCCGCGAGAGACCCUGCGUUGAGGUAAAAAAGAACCACGAGAGGACUCCAAAACAAGAUGAGGCCGACACUAGACCUUGUUAUGACAAGAAAGCUAAACACGACGGGUCACGAACACACGUCGACAUUCUGAACUUCUUCGAGAAAAACUGUGGUGAAGUAAAGGAGAACCAAGACAUGACGCCAAAACACGAUGAGGCCGAGGCAAAGCCGAGCUAUUUCAAGAAAGCAGGCCACGACGAGUCACGAACACACGAUGUUAUUCCGGAUUUCGCCGAGAGACCCUGUGAUGAAAUUAAAGCGGACAACGACGAGACACGAACACACGAUGAUAUUCCGAAUUUCCGCGAGAGACCCUGCGAUGAAUGUAGAGUGUACCGAGGUGACGUGCUGAAACACAAUACACAAAAUAUAGGCGAGAUGCUCAGCUUUGAAGUAAACGUGACCGAAGAAGAAACUUCAAGACCUGAAGGGACAUUGAAUCAUGGUAGACUACGUACCAUCGAAGGAGAUAGGACCAUUCACGAGAUUGAUCUGAAAGGAACCAAAGGCGCGUACGGCAAUGAGGGGGAUUUUAGUAGCGAAGAAGUAGUCGAAGAUGGAGUGGAACUCGCGAAAACUGACGAGGAAUACGUUGCGCAUGGUUGCGUAAGUGAAUUUCAAGAAGCUAAAAAACUAUCCAGACUUGAUGGAAGUGAAUAUUUGGACGGUCUAGCGGACCCUGGAAAUCCGCAUAACGGUGCUAAGUAUCUGGACAUCGAAAAGCCAUUUCUAGUAGAUAAGUAUAAGAAAGAUCGAGAAGGACACAAAGACGAGCAUAGUAUGACUGUAAUAGGGAGAACCCUGACAGUAAAUGAAGGCAAACAAGAGUUCCACAUGGAAGGAAGUCAAGAUAUGAUGGUAAUAGGGCAAACCCUAAAAGUAAAUGAAGGCGAACAUGAGACCCACAUGGAAGAAAGUCAAGAUAUGAUGGUAAUAGGGCAAACCCUAAAAGUAAAUGAAGACGAACAAGAGUUCCACGUUGUAGGAAGUCAAGAUAUGAUGGUAAUAGGGAAAGCCCUAAAAGUAAGUAAAGGCGAUAGCGAACAAGAGUCCCACAUGAAAGAAAGUCAAGGCGCUAAUGAGCAGAUGAACGGGGGAAAAAGUAAGUCUGAGAUUGUUCUAAAAGAACAAUCUAUCGAAAGAUGUGGAUAUUAUGGUUUACAAACUCCAGUGACAGUGGAUGGAACUGUAAAGAGUGAGGAGUUAGAGGAGGAAGACAUCAAGUCCAUGGAAAAAAAUGGUAAAGGGAAUAAAGAAGUCGAGGAAGAAUGUAGUGUUAUUCUCAUCAGUAACGCCUCGCGCGCGACUUCUGAACAUGAUGAAAGAACUGUUUCCUCUGUAGUUGAAACGUUCCCGUUGCGAAAAUGGAGCCCGGACGACUGGCAUACAAAGCUAUGUGACCAGACAAAAUUACCAGCGCGAGAGCUGUUGUCCAAGCUUCUAAUGGGGAUAAGAACGUCAUCAUACGAAGGAAAUGGAACUAGAUGUUAUCGUUUAAGAAGAUGUCGUUCUUUACCCGUAAACUGGAAAUUCAGCAGAAAAACAAUGAGUUGGACACCUGACGAUUUCGCCCAGCUUAUAUUUAGAGUAAGCAAAGAGUACAACAGUCGCCCUAAGGUUGUCCUGUUGCUUGUCGAUGCCGCUACUGAUUUGGUCUUCUCGAGUGUUGUGGCACCUGAAGACAUUGCGUGCGCGUUACUGGGUCGAGUAAACCUAUUGGAAACAAAAAUGACCAAACGUAUACCAUGGGAGAAUAUUUCUGUCGAAGAGCACUGCUCCUUUUUACUAAUCCUUCACUACAUUGCUAAAAAGGACAGUUCUCCUCCAUCUUUCUCGUCUGCUCUUUUACAACUUUUGCUAGACAACCCCAAAGGAUUAUGUACAUUCGCUUUACGUCGCCUACAAUUGUUGACAUUUCUAAUCAUUAAGACUUUCCCGUUACUCAACUGGGACGAAGAUCUAGUCGCCAAAUUGUUUAUGGCAAUUUGCAAAGGGGUACAAAGCCAUCAUAUACUUCUUGAGGUUGUCGAGUUCCUUUUUAGCAAAGCAUGUUAUGUUUGUGACAACACGAAGCUAUUUACUAGGGUAAUAAUACGAAUGGGCUUGCUAAAAGAUGAAGGCGGCUUAGAGUACUGUGAUGAUUUGGAAAGACAACUCCUUGCUCUUUCACAUGUCUUUCAGCAGAGCUAUUUUCCUCAAUCUCUUACAUGCUUUUUUGUCGCAUUUCUUACAAAACCAAAUACAAGAUUAUCUCAACAUCCAGAACUUCUCAAGAAGGCCUUAACGGCUGCUUUACUAAAGAACAUUUUGUCAUCAUCUAAAGAUACCUCUGUUGUUGGGAGAGGACUCAAGCAAAUAUCAGACAUGCUUCCUCGUCAAUUCUGGGAUGUCGCAGUGGAGUGUUGGGUCACUAUUCUAGAUUCUCAAGAAGCAGCUCUAUUGCGUAGAAGAGUCAGAACAGGAGAGCUUCUACUUGUGUACUUGGGAUUACUGAAGAGCGAAGUGCCCUUGGAGCCCGUCAGGAAUAUGAAAGUUGCCCUGGAGUUGAUAAAAUGUGCAUUGCAACGACGUCUUUUAACCGAUGACAUUACAAGAGCAAUGCUUGGUGUGUUCUUGAGGAAGCCUCAUCAGAGACUUAACUCUUGUUCCAGACAAGUACAAGACAUCCUUUCUUCCUUAGAGACCUUAUAAUACUUGUUAUCCCAUGUAAGUCAGAAGCUUUCUAUCCGCAAGUUUUCUAUUAUCGGAACCGUAGCACAGGUGGAAACAUGUCAUUUAUUUGUCUGGGGUUGGUAGGAAACAACUAGUUAACAUAUGAGAAAACUAACGCAGUCUGAAGGCGAAGUAUGAGACACAUCGCCUAAAUCUGGGGACAAGCUCUUCCACCUGUUGCGAGCCAACGAUCACUUGUCCUUGUCAAACUUAUCCGUCCAUGAUUACGAUAAAAACGUAAUAAAGACGGUAAUCGCAUGUAUAUGGAUUUUAUACUCAAGCCAAAUUUAAACUUAAUUCUAAGUAAAACAUUUAUUUAUAAAAACGAGUGUAAAUAUUUCAAGCAGAACAAAAAUAUUAAAAAAAAGACAUUAUUUAUAUAAAAAAAA
This is a messenger RNA of Nematostella vectensis (starlet sea anemone), 8216 nucleotides long. RefSeq lists its product as uncharacterized. The record is from RefSeq and is a predicted model, not a curated record. Lineage: Eukaryota; Metazoa; Cnidaria; Anthozoa; Actiniaria; Edwardsiidae. Gene Ontology annotation, biological process: signal transduction. The transcript has 4 exons. Gene Ontology annotation, molecular function: GTPase activator activity; protein binding. The coding region runs from base 559 to 7806 and encodes 2415 amino acids.